AUGCGAAGCAAUCGUCAACGCUCGCCAUGGCAGGAAUCGUGGAGUCGGCAACUAGUAACAUCAUCCGCGGCAUCAACUAUCCAGCAAGAGUAUAUGGGGAGGCAAUUCUGGGAUUAUCGGUACACGCUUCUAACCGACGACAAAUCCAAAGUCAACCGGAAGCAACGGAUCCAGAUCCGUCCUUCUUUGAAAACAGGCUACAAGCUCUGCCUGUACAACGCGGGAUCGAUAUUUGUGGUGACAUUUAUCGUUGGUGUCUGGGUAGUUGCUUCUCACAACGUCGGAGAUGGCCUGGUAGUGACGCUGUUCACGGGUGACUGCUCUACAGUCAGAGGUGCCAACUUUUGGAUCCAUUUGCUGAUCAACAUACCAGCGUCGAGCUUGUUUGCUGAAUCAUCUUAUAUGAUGCAGAGAUUGGCUGCUCUGACUCGAGAAGACAUCGACAGAGCACAUGCCGUUGGCAAGGCAAGACGCUGA
Molecule: messenger RNA, 477 nt
Organism: Cladophialophora psammophila CBS 110553
Lineage: Eukaryota; Fungi; Ascomycota; Eurotiomycetes; Chaetothyriales; Herpotrichiellaceae
Exons: 1
Coding region: 1-477 (158 amino acids)
Source: RefSeq, a predicted model, not a curated record